Molecule: messenger RNA, 5243 nt
Organism: Aphanomyces astaci
Lineage: Eukaryota; Oomycota; Saprolegniomycetes; Saprolegniales; Verrucalvaceae
Exons: 11
Coding region: 60-5186 (1708 amino acids)
Biological process (GO): transmembrane transport; monoatomic ion transport
Cellular component (GO): plasma membrane; voltage-gated sodium channel complex
Molecular function (GO): voltage-gated sodium channel activity; calcium ion binding
Source: RefSeq, a predicted model, not a curated record
CUUCACCAGCACCAUCGACAGGUCAGCAGCGCCAACAGACAAGUGACGCCUCUGCAUCCAUGUCGACGGUCGACAAGGACAACCCUGACAAGCCAGAUGGCGAUGGGCAUGUCCACAAAAAGUUCCAGAGGAUAUCGCUCGGCUGCCUCACGACAAAGAACCCGAUCCGACGGAUAUGCAUCCGAAUAGUGUCGUGGAAGUGGUUUGAUCGGUUCAUCGUGUUCUGUGUCAUAUUCAACACGAUCAUUCUGGGCCUGACAGACUACACCGACGCGUGGGUGGACGGCCCCAACAGCACCAUCUGGAUCAACUGGUUCAUUGACAAGUGCAAUUACGUGAGCUUUUACAUCUUUCUCGCCGAGGCCACGUUCAAAGUCAUCGCGAUGGGGUUCUGUUUCGGCGAGCGCGCAUACUUUAGUGAAGGCUGGAACCGACUCGACUUUGUCAUUGUCGUGUCGGGGGUACUGUCGAUGCUGAAUUUCAAAGGCGUCAAGGUGGGGUACAUUCGAGUCCUCCGGGUCAUGCGACCACUCCGAACGCUUCACUCUCUCCCAGGUCUAAAAGUGCUGACAAAUUCCCUCCUCGCCAGUUUACCCGCACUGGCCAACGUGUUUGUGUUGCUCAUGUUUUGCACGUUGGUGUUUGCCAUCCUGGGUAUGGAAAUGUACCGAGGAGCGUUCCAUUAUCGGUGUCGGGUAACGCCGUACCCCGUGAAGCUCCCCCCCAAUGGCACGCUCAACUACCCCCCUGACGCAGCGUACAUUGCCCUGGUGCAGUCGGCUCCCCACCUCUACCAGUGCAUGAUGACGGGGAGCAUUCCGAUUACUCAAAACAUGUCCAUGUGGCCUGAGCCCCAGGAUUGCUUUUGGCCCACCGACCCAGGAGAAACCACGCCCAAGCUAUGUAAUCCCAACAGCGUCGUGGGGCGUCAGUGCCAGCCAGACUUUGUGUGUGGCUCAAACUACGACAUUGAAGGCAGCCCGCGGUUUACGUAUAUGGAACUGGCGCCGUGGAACCAAAGCAGCGGCGACGACGCGCUGUUCAAUUCGAAUUUAAACUACGGCUUUACCAGCUUUGAUAACCUUGGGCGGUCGGCGAUUAUCAUUCUGCAAACACUCACGGCAUCUGGGUGGAUGGUGCUCACGCAAACGACCCAAACGACUGGAAGUCCCGUGGUCGGGGGAAUCUUCUUCACCGUUCUGAUGUAUGUCGGCAUGUGCUUUCUCCUGCAACUCAACAUGGCCGUGCUGUUUUCCGAGUUUGAAAAGGCCAAGGAGCUACAAGCCAAGCUUCUACUAAAAGAACUGCAACGCAAGUCGGUGAUUUUGGCUUCGUUGCCACCGGACGCAGGAAGCGCCAAGCAUAGACCGGCCAAGCUGCCCGACCGCACUACCACCAACUCACUGACAUCGACUCAACCAGGCGAUGUGGCUGUGCAAUCGUCGCUGCGGCGGCGGUUCGCGACGCUGCGAGCGCGCAUGCACGUGGUGGUCACGUCCAAAAAGUUCAUCAACUUUGGGCUGCUGGUGACCGUCGCCAAUAUUAUCAUUCUCGCGCUGGACCAUCACGACAUUGACCUUGACUCGAAGGCGGUGUACGAAAAGAUGAACUUUACGUUUAUGCUGUACUUUGGCAUGGAGUCCAUCAUGAAGAUGCUCGGGCUUGGGUUUCGCCAUUUCUGGACUGACAAGUUUAACCGAUUUGACGUGCUAACAUUCGUCCUUGGUGUGGUCGAAGUGAUUGUCCAUCCCCCAGCGUUCAUCGAUGGCACCCCGGGAGGCGGCGGCUUCUUCACCGCGUUUCGAGCGGCUAGGGCAUUUAAGUUGGCGCGCAUGUGGAAGUCGCUCAACCAACUCUUGACGGCGAUUCUGGCUUCGUUUGGCGAAAUCCUCAACUUUUUGUUGUUUCUGGUGCUGUUUCUGCUCAUUUUCAGCCUCAUUGGCAUGGAGCUGUUUGCCACCAAGUACCAAUUCGACCCCAACAACUUUUCCAUGCCGUACAAUAACACGAACCCUCAAACGCGCCUACACCGGUCCAACUUUGACUCGAUCCAGUGGGCGUUUUUCACCGUGUUUCAAAUCCUCACGUACGACAAUUUUCCAUCGGUCAUGUACGACGGAUGGAUCGCCGUGGGCACGAUCACCCCGUUGUAUUUUGCCUUGGUGAUCAUCCUCGGCGUGCUCAUUGUCAUGAACAUGUUCUCCGCCAUCUUGGUGCAAAGUGUCAUGGUGGACAAGGACGAAGACAUCGACGACGACAUAGCACUCGACCGCGACGCCACCGCGCUCGCGUUGGAGGUAGCAAACUACGCCGACGGCAGCCCAGAUAACGUGGCGGCCGAUGGAACGACCCUGAAUGCCAUUCUCAGCUCUCGCAAGCGAAGCGGCAACAGCCCCGAUCGACGCGGCAGCGUCACCCCCCAGCGCCUCCGCAUGACCAAGCGAACGAUGCAGCAGUUGAUGCGCAUGAUAAACUCGACUACCCCCCCCCCUCAGCCCCCCGUGUCCACCUACGGCGCCCCUGAAGACGGGGCGGCCGUGCAAGUCAACGGAGGCAAAAGUUUGUACUUAUUUGCCCCGUCCAACCCGAUUCGCCGGUUGAGCCGAUUCAUCCUCAAGCGACGGGAGUACACGUGGGUGAUGAGCUCGAUCAUAUUCGUGUCGUGUGUGGGCACGGCGUUGGAUUCGCCACUGCAGGACACGUCCACAGGCAUCGGGCUCGUGCUGGACUCGUCCAAUUUGGUGUUUGCGGUCAUCUUUUCUACGGAAAUGGCGCUCAAUGUGAUCGCCCGGGGGUUAGUUCAAGGCCCCGAUGCGUUUGUGAAAGAUUCGUGGCGACUUCUCGACGGGUUUAUCGUGUUUGUGUCUGUGCUGCCGUAUUGCUUGGGGGACUCCAAGAGUGAUGCAUUGUCUGGCCUGCGGUCCCUUCGGGCGUUCCGGGCGUUGCGCCCCCUGCGCGUGAUCAACAAACUGCCGUCGUUGAAACUUGUUGUGAACACGUUGUUUCGAUGCAUGCCAGACAUGGGUCGCGCGCUGCUGUUUGCGUUCUUCAUGCUGUUUCUGUUUGGCCUUAUGUCGCUGUCAUUGUUCAAAGGCGCGCUUCAUACGUGCUCUGUGAUGUUGGAGGAGUUGGACGUGAUGACGUUUCCACGGCCGUGGACUGACUUGACCGAGCCGCAAAGAGAAGCGUUGCGACCUGUGUGGAACCAGCCCGGCUGCGGCCCCUUUGCCGACGACUUUACGCCGACAUCACGAGACAUUUGCCUGUGUUUUGCCGAUCAGAAUGGCACGUCGUGGAAUCGUCAAACCCCACAGAGCUUUGACAACAUCAUUCGUGCGGUGGGUGGGUUGUAUGAACUGACAACGAUGGAAGGGUGGACGUCCGUGGCGAUCGCGUGCAUCGACGCCGUGGGGGAAAACAUGCAGCCGAUUGCCAACCACAACCCGGCCAUGAUGUUUUACUGGUGGCUGUACAUCAUCAUAUGCGCGUUUUUCAUAACGAACUUGUUCAUUGGCGUGUUGUGCGACAGUUUUCAGCGCGAAAGCUACGGGUCUAUGGUCACAGAUGAGCAAGUGCGGUGGAUCAAGCUGCAAAAGAAAGUGCUGGCGAUGUCCCCAUUACGGUCGUUUCCUCGACCCAAGAACGUCGUGCGCGCCGUGUGCCAUCGCAUUGCUACGUUCAACUACUUUGAGCACUUUAUCACGCUCGUGAUUCUCGUCAACACGGGGUGCAUGGCCGUGCAGGGGUUUGGACAGUCCAAGGCCACCGAGCUCACGUUCAACACGCUCAACACUGUGUUUUCAGUCAUCUUCACGCUCGAAGCCACGGUGAAACUCACGAGCUUUGGACGGGUGUACUUUGAGGACGGAUGGAAUCGCUUUGACUUUGUCAUUGUCGUAUUCACGUUGCUCAGCAUGAUGCUGCAAGCGGUCAACAUCAACGUCGGGUCCACGGCGACUGUGAUUCGCGUGUUCCGAGUUGGCCGCGCCUUGCGCCUCAUCAAAAAGGCCAAGAUCAUGAAGAACCUGUUUGACACGCUCAUCGUGUCGCUGCCGGCCGUGGGCAAUGUCGUGAGUUUGCUCAUGCUGUUGUACUAUAUUUUCGCCGCCGUGGCCGUCCAAUUGUUUGCCAAAACCGGCUUUGACGGCAACAUGAUCAACGAAGACCAGAACUUUGAGAGCUUUUGGGUCGCGUUUCAAACGCUGAUUGGGUUUUCCACGGGUGAAAACUGGGACAACUUUGCGUGGGAAGUCUUCAACCAAGUGCCCGCGACCAACCCCACGUGCGAAGACCGGUCGUACAACGCCAGCAUGUGCGGCUUCAACGACGUGCCUGGAUGCGUCCCCCUCGACGGGUGUGGGAGUAUGCUCAUCUUGCCCUUCAUGUACUUCUUCUUUCUCAUCAUGGGCUACGUGGGCAUCAAUUUGUUUUCCGGGAUUGUCGUCGACGCCAUCGGCGACUCGUCCAGCGAUUGCCCUGUGAACGUCAACACGUUGGCGGAGUUUUCCGAUCGGUGGGCGCAAUUCGAUCCAUCAGGGUCGGGGCUCAUCACGGCCGACGAACUGACCGACUUUUUGUACACUGUGUACCCUCCGUUUGGGUUCAAGGGUGUGCCGGGGUUUACCCGUCGAAGGGUUGUGAUUGCCAUCGGCGAAUUGGACAUUCCCAUCUACGACAAAAAGUUCGUACACUUCAAGGACGUGCCUCGAGCAUUGGUGCAGCGGGUGUUAGCCGAGGGCGACAAGACCAAGUACGCGGAGAUUACCGAUGUGAUGGAGAAGCUUGGGAUCAACCGCCAAUUCGACGAAAUGUGGUUCCGCAACCAUGGCAAGAAGCACCAAAACACGCUCACGAAGCGACAAAAGGCACACGUGAAGGAAUAUUCGGCGUCCGUGGUGAUACAACGCUUCUUGGAGCGAGUGCGCUUGGAAAAGGUGCGCCAGGACACGGGGUCGACGCGGAACUUGAAGAUUAAUCAGGAGAGUGUCGGUGGGUCCAAGGAGCGGAUACAACUGCAGCCCCCUCAGUGCCUACAUGGCGAAUCCAGAGAGAUCAUGCACGUCGAAUCCGUUGGAGCAGGAGAAGCCACGGGAGGUGAGCCGAAUAUCCCCGCCAUUGUCGAAACGUACAUGGCCCCGGCGGCGUCCAUCGAUGAUCUCCAAGACGUAGUCGAUGGGGUCGCAUAGUUGUUGUUUUCUAGUAGUGUAUCUUAAUUUAUACCAAUUUUGAAUGCGUAUGUGGAA